AUGGACGUUCACCAGGUUACAUCGAAUGCCGUGCAUGAUGGCCCGGACGAAGUAACUCCAGCCGACGAUUUCACACAACAAUACGACUACGACGGAAAAGACAAUGGUCUGGAAAAGCAAGCCACCGCAGUAUCCACGGCCUCCUACCAAGAGACGUAUCCAGAAGGAGGACUCCAAGCAUGGCUGGUCGUGAUUGGCUCAUGGUUCUCUCUGCUAUCGUCGCUCGGCCUGAUGAACACCAUCGCACUCUUUCAAGCUUACGUCCUCACUCAUCAACUCAAAGACUACAAUGAAGGGACAGUUGGGUGGAUUUUCUCUAUAUACACCUUUCUGGCAUUCUUCUGCGGCGUUUUCAUCGGCCCCGUUUUCGACAAAUAUGGCCCUCGAUGGCUCGUGGUUGCUGGCUCAGUUCUCACCGUGAUAGGUGUUCUCACUAUGAGCUGGUCUACGGAACUUUGGCAUUUCAUUCUCUCCUUCGGUGUGGUAGCCGGGAUUGGAACCUCGCUGCUUUUCACACCGGGCAUUGCCUCUGUGGGCCACUGGUUCAAGGCGAGGCGCGGGUUCGCAACCGGUAUUGCAUCGACAGGCGGAGGUAUUGGCGGUAUUGUCUUCCCUUUAAUGCAGACGUCGCUCUUUGAGAAAAUCGGCUACGGCUGGACGGUUCGUGUUCUGAGUCUCAUCUGCCUUGUCUGUUGCUUGGUUGGCAUCGUUCUCGUCCGCAGCCGUCUCCCGCCCGCAAAGAACGCGAGCGCAUGGCCCGAUUUCCGUAUCUUCCGGAACAUUCCAUUUCUCCUCACUACCAUUGGCAUUUUCCUUCUAGAGUUUUCUCUCUUCAUUCCGCUAUCCUACAUCUCGACUUAUGCCGUUCACGAAGGUUUCAGCCAAGAAUUUGCAUACCAAUUAUUGCCCAUCAUGAAUGCGGGGUCCUUCUUUGGGAGAAUUCUUCCCGGGUACUACUCUGAUGCGGUAGGUGCCUUCAACACCUGCAUGUUCUCUGUUGUCUUGAGUUUCGUGUCCUGCCUGUGUGUAUGGCUUCCCUCCGGCCACACCACUGCCGGCAUCAUCAUCUUCUCUGUUCUCUUUGGCUUCGGUUCGGGAACCAGCAUCGCCAUCGCUCCCGUGUGUAUCGGCCGACUGUGCAAGACGCAAGAGUACGGGCGAUAUUACGCGACUGCAUACACCAUUGUAUCUUUUGCCUGCUUGAUUGGCAUUCCCAUCGGCGGAAAUAUCAUUCAAGCCAACGGCGGAUCUUACCAUGGACUCAUCAUCUGCACCAGUGCAAUUUAUAUUGCAUCGUUUAUCUCUCUGCUGGCUGCGAAAGGUACGAGUUUAGGCUGGAGCAAAUGGCUGGCGAUUUAUUAA
Clonostachys rhizophaga is the source of this 1362-nucleotide messenger RNA. NCBI's taxonomy places the organism in Eukaryota, Fungi, Ascomycota, Sordariomycetes, Hypocreales, Bionectriaceae. The record is from the annotation of a GenBank genome assembly.